UCCUCCUUCGUUGAGUCCGCAACAUCCUAACUGGCCGAGGCUGGAGAUCGCAGGCAGCGGCAGCGGCAAGCCCCCUCAAGGCGAAUGAAUUAGAGAACCUGCUGUAUCCUCUGUUCUUCUAGUUCUUUUCCAUAUUGAAGAGUCGGGCUGUAAAUACUGCGGUCAUCAUCUUGCGGAUACAAGGCUUCCAGUGUGCAGAUUCACAAUGGGGAUCAAGGCUGCCCUCCCCAGAUAUGAGCUGUAUCUCUACACAGCUGUACUUGCCAUGGCCUUGAUAUGGGCAGGCAGUUGGAUAUUUGAAGCUUCAAGUGAGAACAUAAACAGAAAGGCCUUCAAAGAAAGCGUGAAACCAGGAUGGCAUUACUUUGGCAGGAAAAUGGAUGUUGCGGACUUCGAAUGGGCGAUGUGGUUCUCUACAUUCCGCAAUCAUAUCCUUUUUGCUCUCACUGGUCAUGUGAUCUUUGCCAAGAUUUUUACCCUGCUGGCUCCAAAGAUUGGUAUAGAUGGAUGUAAGCACAGAUCCUUGAUCUUUGGUGUGUAUGGUGGUUUGGUAGUCCUGGUCACCAUGGGCUGGACAUUCACAGCUCUGGUUCUGUCUCACUGCGUCAUACUGUACAGCGUCGCUCUAGUCAAGAAGAAAUGGAUGUGCUUUGCUGCAGGCCUGGGCACGCUGGCCUCCAUCAAGCUGGAGCCCUAUAAUUCUUGGCAGGAAACCUUGGUGACCGGUUCGUUCGACCUGCAAGACAUCCUGUUCUACGGAGGCUGUGGAUUCACCAUCAUGCGCUGUAUGAGUUUCGCCUUAGAGAACUGUGAGAAGAAGGACGGCAACUACACGUUCUGUGACCUGUUGAAAUAUAACUUCUACAUCCCCUUCUUCUUCUUCGGACCCAUAAUGACUUUCGACCAGUAUCACGUCCAGGCAAACAACACUCAGCUGACCCGGAAGGAGAGGGAGAUGUGGAACAUCACCUCCAAGGCCUUGCUGCACCUGGGAGUUAUUCUGGUGGUGGAUGUGUUCUUCCACUAUCUUUACAUCUUGACAAUACCCAGUGACAUGAAGCUGGUCUCCAAGCUUUCUGACUGCUGUCUCGCCGGAUUGGCGUACUCCAACCUGGUGUAUGACUGGGUGAAGGCAGCCGUGAUGUUUGGUGUUAUCAACACCGUGUCUAGGCUGGACCACUUGGACCCCCCCCAGCCUCCCAAAUGUAUCACCAUGCUCUACGUCUUCGCUGAGACGCAUUUCGACAGAGGCAUCAACGACUGGCUUUGCAAGUAUGUUUAUGACUACAUCGGUGGGGAUCACGAUAAAAUCUUCAAAGAGCUUCUUGCUACAAUCUGCACUUUUGCCAUCACCACUUUGUGGCUGGGCCCAUGUGAGCUGGUUUACAUCUGGUCCUUUUUCAACUGCUUUGGCCUCAACUUUGAGCUGUGGGUAGCCAAGCUCUUCUCCUUUCCACCAUUUUCUACCAUAGAGGGUGCUAUGGGUGAAUCCAUGUCACGCAGGAUCCGUGGUGUCUUCAAUGCUGCCAACUUCUGGGCCAUUGUCCUCUACAACGUUCUCUCUCUGAACAGUUUGGAGUUUGCCAAAAUGGUGGGCAGAAGACUGAUUUUCAAAGGUUUCCCUCUGUCCACCCUGUCUGUGUUAUUUGUGACCUACUGUGGUGUGCAGCUGGUGAAGGAGAGGGAGCGACAACAAGCCCUGCUGGACGAACCAGUGAAGCCAGUGGACGGUGGCAAAGAAAAAGCAGAAUAAUCAGACAGAAAAACAAAACAAAAAAAACAAAACAAAAAUUAAAACCACUGUUUCACAGACUCCACGGUCAACAGGCCCUCACAUGGUUCCACCCUGAACUGUAACAGCCAGUCGGCUCCUGUAUUGUUUACAAGCCGGUGUUUUUGCUUUUGUAUGUCAGAAGCGAGGCAAUGUAUUGAACUGUGAAACAUCCCCAAGUGCACUUGCUGAAGAUAAUCGUCACAUCCUUCAAUGGUGAAUUUCUGAUUUGUGUUUUAUCUGUACAAAAGAUUGUUUAUCACAUUACAAGCCUGCCAAACGUAAGUCAUGCCUCACAGUAUAUCUAAGCACAUGUAGUCUUGUCAAGGAACUACUACAUUGCUCUGACAUUUUUCCUUUUUAAAUCACCAACACUACUAAUAAUGUUAGUUAUAUACUGUCUUAAUUUUGCCUUAAUAUGUUAGAUCCUAAUCAUUGCAUUUUUAAUCAAACUUUAAGGGUUAAAACUUGAAAAAACUUCAGGGUGCCACAAAUGGAGUGCAAUAAGGAAAUUAAACGAAGGGUGCUGUGGAUGUUCUCCACACAGCUUGCAGCUGAUUGUAAUGUAUAUUUGCUUCACUUUCACAUAGCAAAAGUACAAGCCACUGUGUAUGGGAUACUGUAUUUUAGUGAGAAUGUUUUAGAUUUCGUAUGAUGUUAAAAACUUGAAUGUAUUUCAGUCAGUGAGGACUGUCCGGACAGCCUUACUCCAUUACCGCGCUGUCCACAAGAGGUUGGUGUGGGUGUGGCUCUCUGGCAUAUCUUUCCUUAACCCCCUGUCACAUGAUUCAGGCCCUCAGUUUGCUAUGAAAGGCAAUCGGCCCAGCAGGGAAUGUGGGUCAGCCUUAUCCUGGGUGUCACCAAAACCUGCUGUGUGUCUUUGGCGCAGCAGGCAGAGAGAAAAUGUUCAUGCAGACUGCAAUGUCUUUUACCCACUGUACGAUUUUUAUUGAAAGGCAAUCGAACAUUUGACUUGUAAUAGAGUUCUGUUUCAUCCACACGUGAUGGAGUAAGCGGGUUAAAACGGACGCUUUGUCAUGUGUUUGGAUGAAUAAGCUUUGUCUGCAUUAAAAUAUAUCAUCAAGUUAAGUUUGAUUGACGUGAUUUUGACAAAUGUACUUUGACUGAUGCGGGGACACUGUCCUCUAAUGCUACAGGAUGGCCCAGUUGGACUAAAAGUGGUCACGGCAAUUAACGCUUGUUUUACCAUUGUUACAUUAGCAAGGAUUAAAAUAGUACAACUCUACAAACUCAGGGCUCUACAGAUUUUAACUUACUCUGCCCGAUGACAUUAAUUUUAUUGCCUCUCUUAGCCGACCUUUGAAAAAUCAAAAGUUGAGAAAAUAUGUAUGAUAAACCUUCAUCAUCAUCAUACAGUACUGUUCAGUGGAGGAGCUGGAAGAACACGAAUGUGUUGUUGGUUGGCUGAUGGUCUUUAAGGUUUCAAUCUCUUUAGAGGAUUGUAUGGCAAUCAACAGAAAUUGCAGGUGUCUUUUUAAACCUCCAAUCAUGAGAUGCAAACACUGUCCUUUUCUGUCUCAUUGAAAGACUGACUGUGUCCAGAUUGCAUCGUUUCAUCCAUAUAUACUGUAUAUACAUAUUUGAAAUAUCUCAAGGAACUGCAGUAUAUGUAUGCUAGUUUGUAUCCAUAUACUAAAUAUGUAUGCUGCAUGUAUGUUAUAGUCGGAUGCAUUUAUAAAUGUUUCUGUGGCUCACUC
This is a messenger RNA of Mugil cephalus (flathead mullet), 3489 nucleotides long. It is a transcript of the gene hhatla, whose product is annotated as hedgehog acyltransferase like, a. Gene Ontology annotation, molecular function: acyltransferase activity. Lineage: Eukaryota; Metazoa; Chordata; Actinopteri; Mugiliformes; Mugilidae. The coding region runs from base 206 to 1753 and encodes 515 amino acids. Gene Ontology annotation, cellular component: endoplasmic reticulum. The record is from RefSeq and is a predicted model, not a curated record. Gene Ontology annotation, biological process: negative regulation of N-terminal protein palmitoylation. The transcript has 13 exons.